This is a messenger RNA of Symbiodinium sp. CCMP2592, 546 nucleotides long. NCBI's taxonomy places the organism in Eukaryota, Dinophyceae, Suessiales, Symbiodiniaceae. The record is from the annotation of a GenBank genome assembly.
AUGUGGGAGAACCUGGAUGGCCUUCCGGAAGUGAAGGUGACCACGCCGGCAGUGGGGUACUUUUCCAAGGACAUCGCUUCGAGCGAAGACGGUGAGAUGAAACCCACCUUCGGCUGCAAGUGUGGCACCGGCGAUUGGCGCCCUGCGCUGUCGCAUCCCAGCAUCACUUUCCGGCAGGAAUUCACCGAACUGCAUCCGGAUUUCCUCGGCCGCAUUCAGAAGCUCAAGGUCCGGUUGGAAAAUGACAACACGGCCAGGCUGCAGUGGGAUGCCGCAUACGACCUCCGGCGCUUCCUGAAGCCUGGCGAUAUGCCAUCGCUUACGGAGACGACGCCGGCGAUCGCAAAGAGCGGACAGCAGCUUCGAUUUCUGACGUUCUGUCCGGAUGCAUCAAACAAUUACACUCUGCGGGUCACAGCCCUGGAUGCAAACGACGAGCCCAUCGACUACUUCGAGGAUGACGAGAUGAAGUUGACGGCCACUCCUGGCCUACCACCUCCCAAAGGGCAGGCCGGAGCUCUUGAUGUUAGGCGUAUGUGGGAUUAG